Sporothrix schenckii 1099-18 is the source of this 1506-nucleotide messenger RNA. Its product is annotated as monocarboxylate transporter. The transcript has a single exon. NCBI's taxonomy places the organism in Eukaryota, Fungi, Ascomycota, Sordariomycetes, Ophiostomatales, Ophiostomataceae. Gene Ontology annotation, biological process: transmembrane transport. Gene Ontology annotation, molecular function: transmembrane transporter activity. Bases 1 to 1506 code for a protein of 501 amino acids. The record is from RefSeq and is a predicted model, not a curated record. Gene Ontology annotation, cellular component: fungal-type vacuole membrane.
AUGUCCGCAACCCCGGCGCACGGCCAGACGGCCAACGCCGCACCCUACACCGACGCUUCGCGCCAUUCCCUCGACCGCAUCCCCUCCCAGAACAAGGAGACCGACGCCAACCUCUACCCCGAGCCCGCAAACGCCGUCGAGGCCGACCUGGAAAAGGGCGGCUACGGCCCCGACGAGUCGGACGGGUCGAGCAAGGAGCAGAAGGAGGCCGGCGCCGCACCCACGGAUGGCACACCGGCAGACGCCGCCGCUGCGCCGCCCGCACCGCCUGCUGCGCCGCCCGGCAUGAGCCCGGCCGACUUCCCCGACGGCGGCCUGCAGGCCUGGAGCGUCGUCUUCGGCGGCUGGUGUGGCCUCUUCUGCACCUUUGGCCUCAUCAACUGCAUCGGCGUCUUCGAGACCUACUACGUCAACGGGCCGCUGUCCCACUACUCCCAGGGCACCAUCAGCUGGAUCCUGUCGCUCGAGACCUUCGUCAUGACCUUUGGCGGCCUCGUCUUCGGCCGCCUCUUUGACAGCUACGGCCCGCGCUGGCUGCUGAUCCUCGGCACCGUCGUCUACGUCUUCGGCCUCAUGAUGACCAGCCUGGCCACCGAGUACUACCAGUUCCUGCUCGCCCAGGGCGUCUGCGCCGCCAUCGGCUCGUCCGCCGUCUUCAACGCCUGCAUGGCCUCGGUCGUCUCCUGGUUCUUCCGCCGCCGCGCCGCCGCGUUCGGCAUCAUGGUCUCCGGCUCGUCGCUCGGCGGCGUCGUCCUGCCCAUCAUGCUCGACAAGCUCAUCGUCCGCGUCGGCUUCCCCUGGGCCGUGCGCGCCGUCGCCUUCUUGUUCCUGGGCCUGCUGGGCAUCGCCUGCCUCACCGUGCGCUCGCGCCUGCCGCCGCGGCCCAAGCCCCUCGUCGUCCGCGAGUACCUUGGCGGCUUCCGCGAGCCCGUCUACGUCCUCACCGUCGUCGCCUGCUUCCUCUUCUUCUGGGGCAUGUUUUUGCCCUUCAACUACAUUGAGCUGCAGGCCAAGGCCUCCGGCAUGAGCCCCACCCUGCUGCCCUACCUGCUGUCCAUCAUCAACGCCGUCAGCAUCGUCGGCCGCAUCGCCCCCGGCAUCGUCGCCGACCGCCUCGGCCGCUACAACGUCAUGAUUGCCAUCACCGCCUUGUCGGCCAUCAUCUCCCUUGCCCUCUGGAUCCCCGGCAGCAAGUCCACCGGCGCCAUCGUCGCCUACGCCGUCCUCUUUGGCUUCUCCUCCGGCGGCUUCAUCUCCCUCGGCCCCACCCUCAUCGCCCAGAUCUCCGACAUCCGCCAGAUUGGCAUCCGCACCGGCACCGCCUUUGCCGUCCAGAGCUUCGGCGCCCUCACCGGCUCGCCCAUUGCCGGCGCCAUCACCACGCACCAGAACGGCAGCUUCACCGGCCUGCAGUACUUUUGCGGCUUCACCAUGCUGGCCAGCGUCUUUGUCUUCGUCGUCGCCCGCGUCACCCUGGCCGGGCCCAGCCUCAUGAAGAAGGUGUAA